AUGUCAAGUUCCCACAUCCCUCCCGGCCAGACCUGGUUCGACACUCACAAAGUGCACUUCAAAGAUGUGCCUAUUGGUCCGGACGACGGCAUCGUGACCGCGGCAUUCCUCGACGCCUCCGAGGCAACGACCACCCUCUUCGAUCUCUUGGGCUCCAUGGCCUUUACCCCCGUCAAGAACGACAUGGUGGGAAACAUCACCAAAGUCCGAGAGAGACACCAAGCCGUCCCUGAGGGCUCGCAUACACUUCAAUCCCUAUCCAAGACCGAGCUGGCCUCGAAGUCCCACAAAGCUACCGAAGGGCUACUGUGGUUGGUGCGCGGGUUGGACUUCACGGCGCAGGCAUUGAGGGCGGAUCUCGCGAACAAUGCAUCUGUAUCGGCUACGGCGGACAAGCCUACCAAAGAGUUGGCUGAUGGAUUCCGAGCAAGCUACAAGAGCACGUUGGCUCCGUAUCAUGGUUUCUUGGUCAAGCCGAUCUUCAGCGCUGCCAUGAGCGCCACGCCGUACAGAAAGGACUUUUAUCUUCGCUUGAGUGGGGAGGGCACAGAUCCCGAGACCACUAGACAGGCACUGGAACUGUGGGUUUCUGCUCUGGAGCAACGAGUGGCUAUCAUAAAGGCCUUUUUGGCAAGCAAGGAGGCCAAAUGGUAG
Molecule: messenger RNA, 654 nt
Organism: Capronia epimyces CBS 606.96
Lineage: Eukaryota; Fungi; Ascomycota; Eurotiomycetes; Chaetothyriales; Herpotrichiellaceae
Exons: 1
Coding region: 1-654 (217 amino acids)
Biological process (GO): ceramide transport; intermembrane lipid transfer
Cellular component (GO): cytosol; cytoplasm; membrane
Molecular function (GO): ceramide 1-phosphate binding; ceramide 1-phosphate transfer activity
Source: RefSeq, a predicted model, not a curated record